Procambarus clarkii (red swamp crayfish) is the source of this 2545-nucleotide messenger RNA. The record is from RefSeq and is a predicted model, not a curated record. Lineage: Eukaryota; Metazoa; Arthropoda; Malacostraca; Decapoda; Cambaridae.
GGGUUGACAAGAUCAGCCUCACGAGGAAAAUAGUUGAACACAAACAUGAUAUCAACAGAGGUCCGGUAACCAUGGCGACGGAGGACGCUGGCCGGGCCAGGAGACGCCUAUGGCCGGAGUGUUGACUCAGGCUUCCCGCCGUACCUGUGAUCCUCUCAAUUACCCUCCAACCUAAGCUUUACCGCAAGUGAUGCCGCCCCUGAGGUCUGUGACCGCGUUGAAGGCGGCGUGUGCGGACGUGCUGGCCGCCACCCUGGCGGCGGCCUUCGUCAGCGUGGCGGGAGGCGGCCUCUGUGGUGCCACCAGGCGCCUGGUCGGCCGUCCCAAGAAGUCAGGGACAGCAAGAAAACCUGUGACACGAGUAGCUGACGGCAUCCUGGCAAGCAACCCGACCACUCAGAUCAUCAAGAUCCAACAGUACUUGGGCCAGGGAGUGCCCAAGGACCGCCGGGAGGAGGUUCUGCAGAAGGUGCUGCUGCAGGUGGCACAGAUGUUGACCAAACUGGGCACGAAGAAGAAGUCCAAGGAUUUGGGUUUUGGCCUGACUGUUCAGAGACUGGAGCAGGCGCUGGGUUACGCCUUGGUCACCCUCCUCGACCCAGUAGUAACCAAGCUGGAUUUGACACCUUUAAUUCACCACACCAUGAAAUGGGUUUCCACAUGCAAGCUUAAUAAUCGUGAUCCAAAGGAAACAAAUGCGAUUGAUACAGUGAAAGUUGAAAACAUUCUUAUCAAAAUCUUCGGCGAAAAUGCCCAAAAACUCGGUAGUUUGACGUCAAUUCACUGGCCGCAUUUGGUAUCAGGUGAAGUGAUAAGGAUAAUUGGACGUCACUGCAGGAACCUUCGCCGCCUGAAACUUGCAUGUAAAUGCGACGUCACCGCUGCUAUGAACACCGUGAAGGAAGACCCGGCUGUCGCCCGACAGGAGAGGGAGCUGAUGAACUCUCUAGGGGCCCUGUAUGAUCGAGCACCCGGAGACUUCUCAGGUACGCGGCCCGGGGGCUGUCCCCACCUUCAGACACUAGUGCUUCCCAGACUGGACGACGAGGAUGGCAGUCUGGCUAAACAUGUGGCCAGCGCGCUCUGCUCCUUGAGAGAACUGGAAGUCAUUUCUGGUGCCCCGAUGUUGGUGAGUCUCGCUCUCUUGAAGAAUGAGCGACAGCCUCCUCGGAAGUUGAUCUUAAAACAUCUGAGCGACAUUGAUACUUAUAACAGGAGACCUAUGCCAGAUUUGUCAUAUUUAACAAAUCUUUUACCGCAGCUCAAUAGUAUCGAACUCAUAGUCUCUCAAGGAAUAACAAGGGCAGUAACCGAGAGUUUCCUCAAUGUCAAAUCGCUAAAAAUUGCACAGCCAGACUUCCACCUCAAUGUUCGUAACUUUAAGUGCCUGGAAACGCUGGAUAUCAAUCUGGAAUUCCAAGUUGCCUGGCCUUUACUGUUUUCUAUAAGUCGUGGUCGAGUGCAGGUUAAAGACCUUACUCUCCGCCACCCAACCUUCCAAGUUGUACAAGAGUACGAUAACUGCUCUCUGAGGAUCCCGACCCUUCGCUCUUUUACCCUUGUACGUUCCAGUUUCAUCGAGUACAACGCGUUUAAAAAUCUUGUCAUUGGCGCCCCUAAUCUUGUCAGUCUUUCCAUCACUCUCUCAGACGACAGGAAUUACAUAGUAGACGAAUUUCGCGACGACCUGAUUGCCUGCGUGGCUCCUCUCUUGCCAAAUCUUGAAAGCUUUACGGCCGAAUGUCAAUACAAACAUAAUCUAUAUAACCAACUGAAUUGCAUUCUGACCAUCGAGUCUGCCAACGUCCUGUGUGCCAACUGCCCACGCCUUAAACUCCUCGGACACCUGGACGUUUGGGACCUCGAUGAUAAAGAUGUAAAUGACCUUAUAGAGCGUGUAAAAGCCAACAACUGGGACCUGGAGGUGGUGUAGACUCACAGCUUCCGCGUGUUUGUAAACAUGAUGCUUUGAAUACACAUGUUAAUCACAAUAAUGUGAUAUAUCUAUGAGAAAUCUUUGGAGCAGGAUGAAGGAUCGAACUUUGUGUCCUGGGUAACCCCAGAAGCACGCCUUAACCCAUGGACAUUGGAAGGUUAUUUUACCUGAGAUCUACUGGAUUUGGGAGGAUCCAGGCGACAGGGUUAAAUAACGUGGUUAAAUAACCUUUGCACAUCAUAGUCCACGGGUUAAGGCACGGGUCUGGGGCUACCCAGGAUGAGGAUUUGAUACUCGUCCUACUCAAAGAUUUUAUCAGUGUCUAAAAAUUAUUGAGAUGAUAAAAUAUUGUUAUAACAUACAAUUUGAGCCUAAAGACAGGUAUAUUAUACUGACAGGUGAUAUUAUAUGUUUCCCAUAAGUAACGCCUAUACCCUAAUAUAAUAGGCUAAGCCUAUUUUAAGUAGUAAUAAUACGUAGUAAUGCAACUGUCAUUAAUUAUCUAAGAUUACUGAAACUGCUUGCUAUAUUGAUUUCUAGAUCAUAAAUUCUCUUAUUUCAAGAUAAGAUAUACUGUAUUGUGUCAGUGUAUAUGAACAAGUAUUUUUA